GUUCUCAAAGUCUUUGCCUUGAAACUUUAACGCUUACUUCAACAAGUUCGCGAGUUUCACUGUUUCUUGUACUUCUCUUUCACGAAACUUUAACGCUUACUUCAGUGAGUUCGCGAGUUUCACUGUUCCUU
Racocetra persica is the source of this 131-nucleotide messenger RNA. The record is from the annotation of a GenBank genome assembly. Lineage: Eukaryota; Fungi; Glomeromycota; Glomeromycetes; Diversisporales; Gigasporaceae.